AUGAAAAGUAAAAUUGGCAAUGUUCAGUCUGACAAUACUAGGUUCUUCAAUGAAGUCCAGAAUCCGCUGCUGUUCAGAAGGAUUUUGUGUCCUUACCUUGACUUCUGUUACAAUGAAAUUUGUGAUCGAUGCCCAGCUGCUGUUUUAACACCAUUUCCCCUCACUAUAUCAGGCUCUCGCUGCGGCGUUACGCGGUUUCUUACCGAAACAGCUCCUUCAUCGGAACGGAGUUACCAUCUGCCGAGCAAAUCCCUGAAGACCUGGAAUUGAGCUGCCUGGGGCUCCAGGAGAGCCGGGAGGGUCCCCGCAUCCCUCCCGCCGCCUGGCGCGGAGCUUCAGCAUCGCUCGGGGGCUCCAGCAUCGCCCGGGGAAAGCUCGGCGGGGCCGGCCCGAGGGGCGGGAGCCCCCGGCCCUGUGCCAAUGGCUGCGAGGGGAUGGCUCUGCCUGGCCGCCGCUCCGUUACAGGAUGGAAAUUCCCGGCCUCCCCGGGGAGGGAGCUCGGGCGCGCGCGCUGAAAGGCUCAUUUAUCCCCGCGCUGCCGCCCAGAGCGGCGGACACGGGUUCCUGCCCCGCAGCCUCCCCCCGGCCCCGGUGCAUCCCCGCCUCCCCUCCCACCCCCCGCCGCUGCUGCUGCUGGCGCUGCUGCUGCUGCUGCUGCUGCUGGCGGCCCCGCCGCCCGCCGGCUCCGAGAGCCCCAAGGGGAAGCAGAAGGCGCUUCGCCAGCGGGAGGUGGUGGACGUGUAUAAUGGCAUGUGCUUGCAAGGCCCCAGUGGCGUUCCUGGACGGGAUGGAAACCCAGGAGCCAACGGGAUCCCUGGGACACCUGGAAUCCCAGGACGGGAUGGGCUGAAAGGGGAGAAGGGCGAGUGCAUGCGUGAGAGCAUCGAGGAGUCCUGGACACCCAACUUCAAACAGUGUUCAUGGAGUGCACUUAACUACGGCAUCGACCUUGGGAAGAUCGCGGAAUGUACAUUUACCAAGAUGCGCUCGAACAGCGCUCUCCGCGUGCUCUUCAGUGGGUCACUCCGGCUAAAGUGCAAAAACGCCUGUUGUCAGCGCUGGUACUUUACUUUUAAUGGUGCAGAGUGUGCUGGGCCACUUCCUAUUGAAGCCAUAAUAUACUUAGAUCAAGGAAGCCCAGAGCUGAAUUCUACUAUUAAUAUACACCGAACUUCUUCAGUGGAAGGUCUGUGCGAAGGGAUCAAUGCCGGCUUGGUGGACAUUGCCAUCUGGGUUGGGACUUGCUCUGAUUAUCCACGGGGAGAUGCUUCUACUGGAUGGAAUUCAGUCUCCCGAAUCAUCAUUGAAGAACUGCCAAAAUAACUUCCCCUCCCUUUUUAUAAUAUCUCUUUCUAGUUUGUUUUUUUUUAUUUUGUAUUAUUUUCUUCAGAAUUUACUUCAGUAGACUUGGAUGCAAGUACUGGACUGAAAGGCACCCAAGCCUUGCAUCUGUAGCCUUUGUCUAGCCUUGUUUUGUCCAUUGCAGAGGCUUUUUAUAAUAAU
Chiroxiphia lanceolata (lance-tailed manakin) is the source of this 1503-nucleotide messenger RNA. It is a transcript of the gene CTHRC1, whose product is annotated as collagen triple helix repeat containing 1. The record is from RefSeq and is a predicted model, not a curated record. NCBI's taxonomy places the organism in Eukaryota, Metazoa, Chordata, Aves, Passeriformes, Pipridae.